Molecule: messenger RNA, 5950 nt
Organism: Seriola aureovittata
Lineage: Eukaryota; Metazoa; Chordata; Actinopteri; Carangiformes; Carangidae
Gene: syt14a
Product: synaptotagmin XIVa
Exons: 8
Coding region: 362-2038 (558 amino acids)
Source: RefSeq, a predicted model, not a curated record
GGGUUGCUAAAAUACAUUAUUAAACUGUAUUAGCAUCUGAUAUAGUUUAACAAUGUAUCUUAGCUGAAUUAAAAAUCCUUUUGGGUUGCUAAACUCCAUUAUAAAGCUUUAUCAGAUGGAAAUAGUGUGUGGAAUAUUUUGCUGAGCUCUAAAAGUGCUGUGUUCAGCCUGAGUUGCAUGUUUUCUCUUCGCUGUAAAUUAUAGAUUAGAUAUGUGCACAGAAGUUGUUUCAGACAGUCAGCUUCCUCCGCGGUGUCUCAUGGACUGUACCACACCGUGAGCCUCCCCCUUCCCUCACCCUUGGAGUGGGCCGCUCCCCCUUCUUCACCGCCCGCGUUGGUUGAAGCCAAAACAGAACAUCAUGGCGAUUGAUGUCUCUCCAGAGGUGCUGGGGUUUCUGACAGCCAUUGGACUCUUCAUCAUCCUCAUGACCCUCCUGUUCUGGUACCUCAACAACAAGUUGGCACUAGAGAACCCAGGGAGCCUUCAGUGCCUUGAUGACUUCAGGAAAAACACAGAGCUGCAGGACAAGGCGUACUCCGACGCUGACCUGCAGGGCUCAUCAUCGGACAGCGAGGAUGAACUGAUGGGUCAGUAUCAGGAAGCAGUCAGCCGCUCCCAGGGCCUACGGGGAGGAGCCAAGGCAGCCGCUCCUGUCAAACACGCAGGAGGUUUCAGCUGGGAGAGCCGGCAGAAGUACAGCCCCCUGACCGCUGAUUAUGACGGCUACAGCAGUGAAGCUUCGGCUGACGACGUCAACUGCAUCCAGCGGAUGAGACGAACACCACCACUGGAUGAGCUUCAGCCACCACCCUAUCAGGAUGAGAAUGGCUCUCCACGGAUGUCCUGCACACUGUCUGACCUAGGAGACGCCAAGUGUGAUUUAUCCCACACCAGCGGCAGUCCCCACCUGUCCUUUGGUAAAUGUCCUAGUGAGGGCAGCGACGGUCAUGAGACUGAGAGUUACCUUAACAAGGGCUAUGAAGAGGAUGUACCCAGCGACAGUACCGCCGUCCUUAGCCCAGAGGAUAUGUCAGCCCGAGGAUCAGCAGCGCAGCUCCCUAAAGGUUAUGAACCAGAUCCCAUCGCAAAAUAUGGCACCCUGGAUGUGGUAUUCGACUAUGACUCAGAGGAGCAGCAGUUGGCGGUGACCAUCAUGGCAGUAACAGACCUUCCCACCCACAAACGCACUGGCAACAUCUCCUGGCAGGUCCACCUGGUGCUGCUGCCGACCAAGAAGCAGAGGGCAAAGACAGGAAUCCAGAGAGGCCCGUGCCCCAUCUUCACGGAGACCUUCCGCUUCAGCCACGUUGAGUCAGAGAUGAUCAGCAAUUAUGCCAUCCGAUUCCGCCUCUACAGCAUGCGGCGGAUGAAGAAGGAGAAGGUGCUCGGGGAAAAGGUGUUCUACCUCACCAAGCUCAACCUUCAGGGCAAAAUGUCUGUGCCGGUCAUAUUAGACCCAUGCUGUGCUCUCCCGGGUGGUGAAUCCCAGGUCAGCCUCUCAGAUAUGACAUGCAGCGAAAGCGCCUCAUCAUUCCAGUCAGUAAGUCAGACUUCCACCCCAGAGAUCCUUGUGGGCCUGGUUUACAACGCCACAACAGGACGUCUCUCCGUGGAGGUCAUCAAAGGCAUCCAUUUCAAAAACCUAGCUGCCAACAAGCCACCCAAUGGGCUGUUCUGUUGUCUAAAACACCUGAUAGGUGGACAGGUUUAUAUUAUCAGAGAUACAUACGUUAAGCUGACCUUACUGAACUCCAUGGGCCACGAGAUGUCCAAGUGUAAGACAUCCAUCUGCCGAGGUCAGCCCAACCCAACCUACAAAGAGACAUUUGUCUUCCAGGUAGCUCUUUUCCAGCUAUCAGAUGUCACGCUCAUCCUCUCCGUCUACAACAAGCGCAGCAUGAAGCGUAAGGAGAUGAUUGGCUGGAUUUCACUCGGCCUCAACAGCUCGGGAGAGGAGGAGCUCACCCACUGGACUCAGAUGAAAGAGUCCAAAGGACAGCAGGUUUGCCGCUGGCACAGUUUGCUGGAGUCUUAACAGCAACAGAAGUAUAAGUCGAGAAAGUGCGUAGGGAGUAACUGCACAGAGCAGCCAUUGUCCCAGAUGAGUGAGAAAUUCAGUUGGGAUAGGGGAAAUUGACAGAGCCAUGUGUCAGCACUCAGAGUUGUUCAGCAUAAGCAUUUUCGUGGCGCUGUGUGUAAAGUCAUAUUGACAGCCAGUGAUUAGUAGGAUUGCCUUGUAAUGUCCCUUAGGUUUCUGCAGAUGGCACUCUUUUUUUGUCUAUUGAACUGGUUAAGCCGGGACCUGUUCCAAGAAGCAGGUUCUGGAUAACAUUGAUGAAUAAAUUAUUGUCUGAUAAGUUUAACAUAGCCACACCUCUAGCUCAAACAACUGUGGUCUGGAUUAUCAAUAAUCCUGUCAUAAAGGUCUCAGUUAUGAUUCUUGAGCAAACCCUCAAAACCAACCUCAUUCGUCCCUGCAUUAGUGGAACAAGUUUAUGUCAUGAAUUUAAUGGUUGAGAAAGAAAAAAAUUCCAUUAGAAAAGUGACAAAAUCACUUAUAUGCCAGUCUGUCAUCUGUAAAGUCUAGUACUUCUACUAGUCUUUACAUGGAGUUUGCACCACUAUUGUUAAAAUGGCCCUGAAAACCUGUUUCUGAGCACCAGAUAGAGUUUGAGUGAAGUAUAAAUGAAGUAUAAACUUUUUCUUAGAAACAGUAAAGGCACAGUGGAAUGAAAAAACAAGUUGUAUUCUCCCUGGGCUACUUAAUUCAUUUUUUGCUACAUACUAAAUAUGUGUAAAAAAUGUUGAUUUAAUUAUUAUUGAUUUUUUUAUUUUUUUUUAUUUUAUCAAAAUGCCUCUCAUUGCUCUCCCUGUACAACAGAAAAUAUUUUUAAUGACUCACCCUGCACUCAGGGGAGGUUACAUAAAUAUAUCCAAUCAAAUGAUUUGAGGUAACUACUUAACCCUGCCCAUUAUAUAAAACACUUUUUAGCUAGUUGGUAGCUAACAGAGCAGUAUGACUAUGGGAGUUGUGUGUUUGGUUUUAAAACUGUGAAGUCAAAGAAAUGGUUGAGAUCUAAUUUAUUCUCUUAACCAUCAUCCUCUUCCUCCUGGUCUAACAACGCAGGAGAAGAAGGUGUGUGCGGUGGCUAACAGCGAGUCCUCUGCUGCUCCUUACCUCCAUUUUUCUUUUCAGUUCCGUCCAAGCCACACCCACUUUGGAAAGAUCCAAUCACAUCUAAAGGAUCUGAUUUUAAUUCCUCUAGAAACUAUAUUGUGUUUCACUCAGAAAUAUAUUACAUGAUUGAAGAUAAAGACGCUAUAACUUCAAUUUCACUGUACCUUUAAUUUCAACUGUUGCUUAAUCAUUUAUUACUUAAUAUAAAUAUAUUAUCAUUGAGAGGUACUUUGAAAGCAAGUUUUUAGGGACUUUAAGCAAUUUCAUGUCAUGAAAAACUAUAUUUUCGCAUUAUUGUUCCAGCUAGCUUGCUAAUUGUAGCAGCUGUCGUGUUACAGCAGUAAACGGGUCAGCACCUGAGCCAGAAAACACUUACCCAUGGCAUCACUGCAUGUUUCUACUUAGCUUUUGGGUUUGAAUUUCACCAGAUGUCAGCUGUUUAAGCCAGAGGUGUGGCUACAUGGAGCUAACUACUCCGUUCAUCAUGUAUUAAUCACGAUCAAAUCAUUAUUUCAGGACUAAAAUCAUGAAACGCACCAUUUCUUCCAUCCAGGAAAGACCUAUGGGAAACAAGUUUCAGAAAUUGAAUGUGGAUACAAUUUAGGAUAAAUCACCAUGAUGUAAACGUUGCUAAUUAUUAUUUUGCCAAAAUUUUAUUUGCCAUUUGUUGCGUUCAAACGUGUGCAGGACUCUGUGGGAUGGAUGAACAUUGAAGGAUUUUUUAGGCCUAGGUGAUGAUGGCCUAUGAGAGAACUUAUGGAGAAUAUAUUUGAGGAUUGAGUUGAAAUUACUACACUUUCAUGAAUCCCUGUCUCAGUCGACACUGCCAAGGUAAAUCAUCUCACCAUUGUCUGAGCCUCAACUUAAAGUCAUCAAAAACCACAACUAAAUAAAUUUUAGACACUUUCGUCAAGCAAAUAAAAUUUAUGACAAAUAACCUGACAUCACUGACAGCGACACUGUCAUGGUUGAUGAUGAGAUGAAGCGCAGUAGUGAUCCCUGAGAAGAAAUGAGCAUUUCACAAUGUCAGAUAUUUUUGGAAGCAUUGACAGAUUGAGAUAUGUUAUAUAUAGAAAAGUGUAGUAGUUACUGUGGUGGUUGUAUGAUCUUGAGUUUCCAACCACCAUUCAAAAGUUAUACCGAAUGUCAAAGAUUUUUUUCAAAGAAAUUUCAGACACCUUCUUAUGGAUAUAUCUUGAAUAAAAAUAACUUGGUAACACAUCACAGCAGUCAAGCUAACAGGUGAGAAGAAAAUGUACCUGUUACUCUCUUUUACCUGCUCUGGUGCUAUGUACAUGCUGUGGCUAUACACACACACACACACACACACACACACACAGACACAGACACAGACAGACACAGAAUCCCUUGCCUUAUGCUUUAGUCAGUUCAUAAAUUUCUUUAAGUGGACCCAGUUCAAAGACAGACACAGACACACCCUGAGAGCACACAGACCUGCAUCGGUAAUUACAGAAAACACACACACACACACACACACACACACACACACACACACACACACACACACACACAACACACACACACACACACACACACACACACACACACACACACACACAGUGCAGCACCACUCAACCCCACUGAAGGGAAUUCAGUCUUUAAGAACUGUUUUCAAAGGAGCCUCGGUGUGUAUCAACAAACUCGCAGAACGUCUACAGGAAUGUGGGUUGUAUUUUUAGCUGUGGCCACUUUCUCACUUCAUUUAAUUUACAGACAACAUAAAAUACAUAUACUCUUUACUGUGCCUGUGUUUGUGGUGAAAGCUAGCUUUGUGCAUUGUUUACCAAGUAGAAGUGUGUGUGUGUGCGUGAUGGUUGAAUGGAGAGGUACAGUAAAGGGGGCGUGGGGGGGCUGUGAUAUAGGUAGUUGUUGCAUUUUCUUGUUGGGUGUGACAAUUUUUGACUUUAAUUAUAUUUAGAACAACUCACUUCUUGAUUGUUUGCCAUAUACUUUAUAUACAGUAAAUGUUUUCUUAUCUAUUUUUGUAACAAUAAUGGGGAAGAAAUUGUGUCAAUUGAAUCAAAUAUUAAUCCACUCUGUGAGCAAUACUGUUGUGGAUUGCUACUCUUUAUUAUUUUAGUUUACGUUUUAGAGGAUAAAGUAACACUAUUAUGUCUUAUAGCUCUGGUCCUCUUCACAUCUCCAUUUCUAAAUCCAGAAAGGGACGUGAUGGAGACCAGAAGAGCUCAUGUCAAACCAAUCUGUCGAGACUUUUCAGCUUUGAUGCUUUCUAACAGUGUGAAACAAAAGCACAGCCUUUACAGCACAACAGCGAAACACGCCAUGUGAAAGACUGGCAGUAAGAUCAGUCGUACACACAAAGAAACAUCAUAUGAUUUGUAUCCAGAACAACCAGCUAAGACUGUAAAUCCACUGUUACAUGAUCUAUCAUGUUUGGUGUAAUUUCUUCUCAACUUUUCACAUUUGAUUUGACUCUAGUAAUUUGAUAAACCCACAAAAAGAAGCACACAUCUUAUUAUUAGUGUGAUUGACAUGAAACUUAUUUUUUGAAUGUUAAAACCAGGUCUUGCUACCAAAUAAGGAGGCAAAAAAAGGUCAUAACGACUUCUAUCUUUUUAGCAACUCAAUACCUCCAUCUGAAGUUAUUUAAUAAAAUAAUAAUAAUGAUAAUCUUUAUUUAUAGAGCAUUUUUCUAAACACAUGUCACAAAUAAAUAACACUAAAUAUUGAAUUAAGAAACUUUGAAAUAUAUGGCUUUACUAUAUUCUUAUUUUGGAUUUAAUUUAA